This is a messenger RNA of Leptopilina heterotoma, 3883 nucleotides long. RefSeq lists its product as uncharacterized. The record is from RefSeq and is a predicted model, not a curated record. NCBI's taxonomy places the organism in Eukaryota, Metazoa, Arthropoda, Insecta, Hymenoptera, Figitidae. The coding region runs from base 108 to 3395 and encodes 1095 amino acids. The transcript has 3 exons.
UUUCGAUAUCCCAUCACUAAUAUACAAUGCUAUGUACGCUAUACACAAUGUUUAAAUAAUUCUGAAAUAUUUUUUAGCUUUAUGUGUAAUAAUUAAUAGUGAAAAAAAUGUCUCGAAGAAAAAGUGAAAAUUUAAAACGUUAUUCUACAGUAGGUAGAUUGAGCAUAAAUACUACAGGGAGCCUUGACGACGAUUCGAAUGUAUUCAAUGCAAAUGAUCCUGUUUUCUACAAUCGAAUGGGACAGUUCAAGCGCUCCUUAGAUGCCACUCAUACAGAAUCAAGUCAUUUUGACUCGGAGUCACUAGUAUCAGCGGGAACACCUCCCAAAAAUUGGCACAAGAACUUGGAUAAAUUUAAUAAAACAUUAAUGCAUUCUCCUGCAAAGCGUAAUCCUCAUCAUUUAAAUACAGGACAAGUUGCAGAGCAAACUGGAAGAGAAAUGUUUGCGUCGAACAAGUCCCCAUCCGAAGAGGAGUCCCUGAACAAAACCAAAAAUUCAGAAUUGACUGACUUGGACAAAUCUACUACUCUUAAUUAUUCAGAAGAACUCCUCAAGAAACGCAAACCACGAACUUUACAAAAACUUGGGAACAUUGAAAGUAAAUCGACAGAUGUUUUUAAGAAAUUCUUUGAUGAUGACAGCUCAAGCGAUGCGCCUAAAGGGAAACAAGCUUCCUUGGAAAUUUCAAACAGAAGGAGAUUAAAUGAAAGAAGCAAGUCGAAAAAUUCAGAAACGACAGACUCGGACAAAAGCGUUGAAUUCGAUUAUUCAGAAAAGCUCCUUAAGAAACGCAAACCAAGAACUUUACAGAAAUUUGGAAACGUUGUAAGUAAAUCAACAGAAAGUGUUUUUAAGAAAUUUUUUGAUGAUGAUGAUGAUAGUUUAAACGAUAAGCCUAGAGAGAAACAAGAUUCCAUGGAAAUUUCAAGCAGAAGAAGAAAUACCUCCAACGAAAGUGCAAACGCGUCUCAAACUAAAGCAAUUAUAUCAGUGAGUCGGAAGAGAAAGUUAGAAGGUCUUGAAACAAGUCACAAUUCAUCACUCACCAAGAAAAGGAGCUCAGCGGGAUCUGAAAAAAGUGUUAAUCUGUCACAUAGUCCAACUAUGUCGUUAAAGUAUAUAGAAAAAAGUGAAACGUUUACACAACCUCAGAAAGAGAAGUUAAGGGAGCUUUUAAAUGAAAGUAUCAGUAAAGCAAGACUUGGUAAAAAUGAAUCAACAGCAAGUCGGAAAGUAUUGAUCUCUCCUCCUAUUGAAGGCGAUAAAUCAACCACCGAAAUUGUUCAAGAUUCAAAUUUACAGUCGAAAAGUAUCUCCAGACAUUCACAAAAAAGCACUCAUGUUCAAAAUAAAAGUGCAGGAAAAAGGAGUUUUGUCAUUAAUGAACAAAGUGCUGUUGACAAUUCAGAAUCAGAAAUUGACGUGGAAUCGAGAAAUGAACAAACUUUAAAGGGUGAUGCGUUACAAAAAAUUGCUCAACUUGAUAAUCUUCAUGUGUUGAAUGCUUCUCAAAGCGAGGAGUUGGUGAACAAUAGACACAGUAUUUCCGACAGCAAUAUUAAAUUAAAAUCUCCGAGGAGAAGUUCUCGUUUGAACAAAAGUGUUGAGUUCGAAAGGCAGUUUAUAUCCAGCCACUUGAGUAAUAAUUUCAUUGAGGAGCCUCAAUUUGAAUCGACGAGGAAAUUAGACUCGAAUCAAUCCAGGCCAAGUCCAAGGAAACGAGAAGCUAUUAGGAAAUCAAGAUCGAGUGGCAUCCAAGUUGUUGAUGAAGGUUCAGAGAUUAAGCCAAGUGCAGCAGUGCAAAGUGAAAAAACAGUGUCUCUUAAUAACUCCAAGACUCUAAAUCGAGAUGUUAGCGAUGAGAAAGAGGCAUCUAAUUACAAUAUCCAAGUUACUACUUCUAAUUCUAGUCCUAAAAGUAGUACGUCGAGAAAGAGCGAUGCAGUGAAUAAUUGGCCAAAAUCAAACUCGAAGACUAUUGGAGAUGACCAUUCCGAAAAGUCUCUUACAAUUAGCUUAUCUGAGGAAGGAAGCUCUCGUGCAAGUGUAUCAUCUAGAGAGGGAUCUGUUGAGGAAUUCCCUCACAACAGCAGUCAACGAUUGUCGUCAAGCUUCAAGAGGAGCCCUCAAAAGAGUUGUUCGCCGGCAAGUGCCAAUAAAAGUAUCCAAGACACAGAGCAUCGAUCCCAAAAACCAAAAAUUAUCAGUUCUCAAAUUGUAAAUCCCAACGAUAUUGACUUGAACAAACUGAGAGGAAAUUACAAAGAAUCGCAGACUGAGGAGAGUGUUGAGGGCAACCUUGAGGGCAACCUCGAGAGAUCCGGCAGAAAUUUCAAGACUUUUUCGAAACGUCCUCGCGUAUCAACAAUUGAGGAAGAGUUCAGCCUGAUGCAUGGAGUUGAAGACGAUCAAGUUCCAUCCACUUCCGACGGUCGAACCGGCAAUUCUCGAAAUCGUACCACCCUUGUAAGCAAUAAUGUAAGCAAUACGCUCAAGUCCACAACGCAGCACAAUUCUUCCCUGAAGAGUCUGCGAAAAACAUUAGAAAGCGAAGAAGACAGCGAAUAUAGCGAUAAUCCUUUGAUAACCUAUUAUCAAGAUGAUGAAAUUAAUAAGGAAGAGAGUCCUACUUCUUCACCAGCCGCUGACAGAAGCAACAAGCAAAACAAGGAGAAUGUUCCAGAACCAAAUAAAGUUGAGGAAAAUAAAAAUAUCAAAGACUUUGUUGAAUCAAGAACUAGAGAAAGUUUAGCUACUUCAACAAAAUCAGUUGCGAAACUCAAUACGGAUAAUAGUGAGUUAAUGACUGUUUCAGAAGUGAUGAACGAUAAGAAGAAAUGGGAAGAAUUCUAUAAAAGAUUGUCAGAAAAUAAAAGGCAGACACAAAAGAGAUUGGAUGCAGCAGCGGCAGCGGCAGCUAGGCUCAAAGUUGAGGCCCAGAAGAAGACUGUCAAGCCAAUUAAAGAAAAGAAACUACCAAAACCUGUUCAUCCUGCUUAUCUGGUGAAUGGAAAAGUUUACAAGCAACCAAAACUUCCUAGGCCGAUGCCUUGGGCCACAGACAGACUGUACGACUACAUCUCGAAAAAGAUAGAACCAAAAUAUGACAUCAGAACGAGAAUAGAAUCCGGCAAUAUUGUUAAUCAUUUGGCUGCAGUUGUUAAGAAAACCUUGAAAGCAAAGUUGUUCAAAAAUUAUGCGGAGGAGCUUGGAAACCUGAAGAAACACAUGGCUGAAGCAGGACUCAUUGUUACUGACAAGGAUUUCAUAGAUUUUUGCACCGAGUACCUACCAAUCAGCUUUAGAAUGAAGGCGACGCCAAUGUUGCUUCCCGGCAACAAAAUGAACAUGCCUUACGAUUGGUCAAAACUUUACACUCCUAUAGAAUAUUAAUAACUUUACAACACUUUAUAUGGUAAAUUAAAAGGCUAAAUUAUCAAAAUUAUUGCACAAAUGUAUAAGCAAAUUGUUGAAAGGCAUUUAUUACACUUACACUUUUAUAUUACAUUCACAAAUUUCUUUCGUUAAAUUAUCAUUAGAAUUCAUGCAAAAAAUUAAACUACAUUUAUCAUAAUAUAUUUCGCGCUUCAGUAAGUGUUAAUAUUUAUUUUUCUAAUGAUUUUAUAAGAAGAGAAAAUGUUUCUAUUUUUAUAGUUACCCAAAGUGUUCCAAUUAUCUAUAAUUAAUUUUACAUAAAAAUUAAUUAUUUUCAUAAGAAAUAAAAUAAUUAACAAACAGUAAAAUGUUUUUAAUGGAAUAUUUCAUAUUCUGUUUGUAUUACGAGUUAUUUGUAUUUAAUAUACAUAUCUCAAGUCAAACGUGGAUUUAUAUAUGUUAAAUAAAUUAUUUAAAUAAAAAUUUGUUUUUGCUUUAGUGAAAAA